This is a messenger RNA of Varanus komodoensis (Komodo dragon), 1479 nucleotides long. It is a transcript of the gene SCARA5, whose product is annotated as scavenger receptor class A member 5. The record is from RefSeq and is a predicted model, not a curated record. NCBI's taxonomy places the organism in Eukaryota, Metazoa, Chordata, Lepidosauria, Squamata, Varanidae. The transcript has 8 exons. Gene Ontology annotation, cellular component: plasma membrane. Gene Ontology annotation, biological process: iron ion transmembrane transport. Bases 1 to 1479 code for a protein of 492 amino acids. Gene Ontology annotation, molecular function: ferritin receptor activity.
AUGGAGAACAAGGCCAUGUACCUGCACACCUUGGGCGAGAGAGAGAACGGGUCCAUCCUCGAGGAGCUGCCUGAGGGAAAGAACGCGUCCAAACUGAACCUCUGCGAUGACGGUGAGUGCAGCAGGAAGCGGUCUCCCGGCCCCUGCAGCCACCCCGGAUCCUUGGCCGCCCUUAAAUACGCCGUGGUUGGGCUCUACCUCCUCGUGUUCCUGAUCCUCGUGGGAGUUUUCAUCCUCGCAGUGUCCCGGCCGCGGAGCCCUCCGGAGGACCUGAAGGAGCUGCUGGGCGCCGUGAACCGGCUGAACGAGAGCCUGCGGGAGCUGCAGCCGGGCGCGCCGCCGGCCGCCCGCGGAGACUUCCUGGAGCACCUGUGGCGCCUGCAGGAGCUGCUGCAGAACCACUCGGAGGCGCUGGCGGCGGCGGGCGGCUCGCUGCGCGCCCUGGACGCGGCGCUGGGCGGCCUGCGCGCCCAGGCGGCCCGCGCCGAGCGCGCCGUGGCCGGGCUGCGCGACGGGCUGCGCCAGCAGGGCGCGCAGCUGCAGGCCGAGCUGGGCCGGCUGGCGGUGGAGGGCAACAGCAGCCGCCUGCGCCUGGAGCACCACGAGGCGCGGCUGCGCGCGCUGGCGGCGCAGGUGGAGCGCGUGGGCGACCAGCUGGACGAGGUGGGCGGCGAGGUGGGCAGCCUCAACCGCAGCCUCUCCUACGACGUGGGCAUCCACCACUCGCGCAUCCAGGACCUGCAGGUGCGCAUCAGCAACGCCUCCGAGGACGCGCGCCAGAUGCGCCUCGUCCACAUCGCCAUGGAGCGGCAGCUCAAGCACGAGCUGGCCCUCCUGGGCAACGUGACCGAGGACCUCCGGCUGAAGGACUGGGAGCACUCCGUCGCCCUGCGCGGCAUCUCCGUCAAGCGAGGGCCCCCAGGACCAAAAGGGGAUCCAGGCGUCGAAGGGAUGGAAGGCGAGCCCGGCCCCCCCGGCUUACCUGGACUGCAAGGGUUCCGUGGGGAAAAGGGACCCAUGGGCCUGCGGGGAGCCAAGGGGGAGCAAGGCGACGUGGGCCCGCGAGGCUUGCCCGGACCCCGCGGACUCCCAGGCGCAAAGGGCGAGAAAGGCGAGAAAGGCGACCGAGGCCAAGGAGACACAGCGCCCGUCCAGGAGGGGAUGCCUGUCCGGCUGGUGAACGGCUCCGGCCCGCACGAAGGGCGUGUGGAGGUCUUCCACAACCAGGCCUGGGGGACGGUGUGUGACGACGGCUGGGACAAGAAGGACGGCGACGUGCUGUGCCGCAUGCUGGGCUUCCCCGGCGCCGAGGAGGUCUAUCGGAUGGCGGCCUUCGGGCAAGGGAAGGGACACAUCUGGAUGGACGACGUGGCCUGCAAGGGGACGGAGGACAGCCUGCUCCAGUGCAGCUUCCCCAGCUGGGGCAAGACAAACUGUGGGCACGCCGAGGACGCGGGCGUCAAGUGCUCGACGCUGUAA